Molecule: messenger RNA, 1512 nt
Organism: Sinocyclocheilus anshuiensis
Lineage: Eukaryota; Metazoa; Chordata; Actinopteri; Cypriniformes; Cyprinidae
Product: sialoadhesin-like
Exons: 9
Coding region: 1-1371 (456 amino acids)
Biological process (GO): cell surface receptor signaling pathway; immune response
Cellular component (GO): external side of plasma membrane
Molecular function (GO): transmembrane signaling receptor activity
Source: RefSeq, a predicted model, not a curated record
AUGUAUUCAGAGGAGAGACAGUCACUCUCAGAUGUGACAUUGAUGGUGAAGGAGUCACUAGCUGGCAGUACAGCUGAGAGAGGAGGAUCACGAACAUCAAACAUCAGUGAUGCCGUUACACUGACAGUAUCAGAAAGACCAAAACCCACAGUGACCAUCAAACCUGAUCGACAUGCAUUUGGAGAUACAGUCACUCUCAGAUGUGACAUAUAUGGUGAGGGAUUCACAAGUUGGCGGUACAACUGGUAUAAAGAUGGUUUAGUCAGUGUUUUCAGUGAACUACAGGAACACACAUUCAGUCCUGUUACUGAGUCUGACGCAGGUAAAUACUCAUGUUAUGGAACAGAGAGAGGAGGAUCACGCUACUCACACCGCAGUGAUGCAGUUACACUGAGAGUAUCAGAUCCCAAAGCAGAAGUAAGAGUUUCUCCACAGAAAUGGUUGAGAGAAGGAGAUCCUGUUACUCUGAUCUGUGAGGUUAACGGCUCCUCUACAGGCUGGACAUUCAGCUGGUACACUGUUGUUUCAGACUACAGUGGUCAUUAUCAGCUGCUCUCAGACAGCAGCAGAGGAGCUGGAGGAAACUACACUGUCAGUUCUGCUGCUCUAAAACACACAGGAGUUUAUGUGUGCAGAGCUGAGACAGAUACACCAGUCAUUUACACAACCUUUAGCAACACACAACCACUAUGGGUUACCGGUGUUUCUCCUCCAGUGUCUCUGAUCAUCAGUCCCAGUAGAACUCAACACUUCACAUCUGUCUCUCUCUCUCUGAGCUGUAAAGACCAGAGAAACUCUGAUGGAUGGAGAGUGAGAAGAUACACAGACAGUGGACAGGUAGAAGAUUGUUCGUCAUCACUGUGGAGCUCACAAACAAGAGGAUCUACAUGUACAAACAGCUACACCAGCACAGCAGACACUGGAGUGUACUGGUGUCAGUCUGAAUCUGGAGAGAACUAUCAUCCUGUUAAUAUCACUGUACACUCUGGUGUGAUUCUGGAGAGUCCUGUUCAUCCUGUGACUGAAGGAGAUACUCUGACUCUACGUUGUUUAUAUCAAUUUACAACCCCACCAAACCUCAGAGCUGAUUUCUAUAAAGAUGGAUCACUCAUCCAGAAUCAAACUACAGAGAUGAUCAUCUCUAAUGUCUCAAAGUCACAUGAGGGUUUCUACUACUGCAAACACCCAGAGAGAGGAGAGUCACCCAAGAGCUGGAUCUCAGUCACAGGUGAGAUAUCUCAGAUCUCUGUCCUCCACACACUCAGUUCUGUACUGACAGUUUGUCCAUAUCUGCUAGUGACAGUCGUGCUGAUCUUCAAAUGCUACAGGAUGAGAGUUACAUCAGUUGAAGAGGAAGAAACUUCAGUCUGAUAUUAAUCUGAGAAAACUUCAGCUUUAUUUCCGGAGUGACAACUGCAGUUAAAUGCUGGAAUGAAUCCUCUUACUGAUCGUUCUGUGUGUGCGCAUGAAAUACAGAAGUCAACAUGAGCAUUACCAGCCAACUUGACUUCC